UAUCAAAUUUGGCCAUAGAUUGCCAUAACUGUUUGACUUCGGUUCACUUCCCGCACUGUCUCCAUGCCAAGAACUAACGGUCAAAUACACUCUGACACUCGAGAAAUAACAGCAUUUGACCGUUCCUUUCAUGCCUUGUCUGAACCCUACACGGAGCUCAUCGGAAAAUAUACUGACGGACGAGCUCUGAGAUUAGGCAAAGUGUUACACGCGCACCUCAUCAUCAAUGGGUUGGCUCGUCGAACCCACUUUGCCUCCAAGUUAAUUGCUUUCUACGCAGAAUGCAAGCAAUUAGCCGGUGCACGUAAACUGUUCGACGGAAUUCCAAAAACAAAUGUCCGUCGUUGGAUUGUCUUGGCUGGGGCCUAUUCUCGGAAUGGGGUUUAUGAGGAAGCUAUGGCCUUGUUUAAUGAAAUGCAGAAGGAAGGAAAACGUCCAAAUAAAUUUGUUCUUCCCAGUAUCUUGAAAGCCUGUGGACAUCUCUCUGAUCAAAGAACUGGAGAGACAUUGCAUGCUGUGGUUCUGAGAAAUGAGUUCGAGUUUGAUGCAUAUGUGGUUAGUGCACUAAUCGAUAUGUACUCGAAAUGUGGGAAAGUUGAAAAGGCGAAAAGGGUGUUCGAUGGCAUGGUCAAGAAAGAUUUGGUGGCCCUGAAUGCUAUGGUCUCAGGGUUUGUUCAGCAUAAGUCUGAAAGAGAAGCUCUGAGUUUGAUUCAGGAAAUGAAGCCACUAGGCUUGAAGCCUGACGUGGUGACAUAUAAUACAUUGAUUGCGGGAUUUUCACAGGCAGAUGACAGGACUAUGGUGUCCAAAAUUUUCAGAUUUAUGCGUGAUGAAGGGGUAGAGCCUGAUGUAGUAUCUUGGACUUCUGUCGUUUCUGGUCUUGUGCAGAAUUUCCACAACAAUGAAGCUUUCGAUACUUUUAAACAGAUGUUGAAUGUCGGGUUGUGUCCAAGCUCUGCUACAAUUAGUAGUUUGUUGCCUGCUUGUUCAACAUUGGCAGAUUUGGUGUGUGGGAAGGAGAUACAUGGUUAUGCAGUAGCCAUGGGAAUUGAAAAAGAUGUGUUUGUAAGGAGUGCUCUCAUAGAUAUGUAUGCAAAAUGUGGGUUUAUAUAUGAAGCGAGGAAAUUAUUCUAUAACAUGGCUGAGAGGAACACCGCUACCUGGAAUUCAAUGAUUUUUGGGUAUGCAAAUCAUGGAUAUUGCAAUGAAGCUAUUGAACUUUUUGACAAAAUGGCGAGAGAGGAGGAGAGAAAACUGGACCACUUGACUUUCACCGCGGCUCUCACUGCUUGUAGUCAUGCCGGGAUGGUCGAGUAUGGAGAAAGUAUUUUCACGAUGAUGCAGGAAAAAUAUGGAAUCGAACCGAGGUUAGAGCAUUAUGCCUGUAUGGUGGAUCUGCUAGGAAGAGCGGGGAAGCUCAACAAGGCCUAUGAUUUUGUUCUAAAUAUGCCAAUUGAGCCGGAUUUGUUUGUGUGGGGAGCAUUGCUAGGGGCAUGCAGGCAGCAUGGAAACGUGGAUCUAGCAGAGGUAGCAGCUAAAGAAUUGGCUAAACUCGAGCCCGAUAGUGCAGGAAGUGGCGUGUUGUUAUCAAGUUUAUAUGCUGAUGCUAGUAGAUGGGGAAACGUCGCCAAGAUGAAAAUGUCGAUAAAGAAGAGGAAGCUGAAAAAGUUUCCCGGCUGUAGUUGGGUAGAAAUUGCAUAAUCUGCACCAUGGUUGCAUCACAUGUGAACUAUUUUUAGCAGCAAUUGAGGUGGCAGUAAUUAAGAAUGCUAUUAUGUCUGUUAAUUGAA
This is a messenger RNA of Ipomoea nil (Japanese morning glory), 1790 nucleotides long. Its product is annotated as pentatricopeptide repeat-containing protein At5g59600. NCBI's taxonomy places the organism in Eukaryota, Viridiplantae, Streptophyta, Magnoliopsida, Solanales, Convolvulaceae. The coding region runs from base 64 to 1701 and encodes 545 amino acids. Gene Ontology annotation, molecular function: protein binding; RNA binding. The record is from RefSeq and is a predicted model, not a curated record. Gene Ontology annotation, biological process: RNA modification. The transcript has a single exon.